This is a messenger RNA of Dama dama (fallow deer), 2299 nucleotides long. It is a transcript of the gene SULT6B1, whose product is annotated as sulfotransferase family 6B member 1. Gene Ontology annotation, cellular component: cytoplasm. Gene Ontology annotation, biological process: sulfation. NCBI's taxonomy places the organism in Eukaryota, Metazoa, Chordata, Mammalia, Artiodactyla, Cervidae. The record is from RefSeq and is a predicted model, not a curated record. The coding region runs from base 666 to 1577 and encodes 303 amino acids. The transcript has 7 exons. Gene Ontology annotation, molecular function: sulfotransferase activity.
UGGAUUCCUGGGUUGGAAAGAUCCACUGGAGAAGGGAUAGGCUACCCACCCACUCCAGUAUUCUUAGGCUUCCCUUGUGGUUCAGCUGGUAAAGAAUCCGCCUGCAAUGCGGGAGACCUGGGUUCGAUCCCUGGAUUGGGAAGAUUCCUUGGAGAAGGGAAAGGCUACCCGCUCCAGAAUUCUGGUCUGGAGAAUUCCUUGGAGAGUCGGACACGACUGAGCAACUUUCACGUUCACUUCACUUCACUCCAUGGAGGAUGUAUGUGUAAAACUAUCAACCAAGGAGAGAGGUUUCCUACAUAAAUUGCUUUUUUGCUAAUACUAAAACUGUAUACCUGAUUGAAUUAAAUAACUAUGUGUUAGACAUUUAAUAUCUAUUAUUGUCUAUUAAGAAAAUCUACUCUUUCCUUGGGAGGGUUGCCUAUAAUGGUAAUAUAAUCCACCUGUUGGGUAAUAUUCCCUGAUCCUCAGCCCAUUUUGCACCUGCGGUGUGCCUUUUGUCAGAGGUGGGUAUGCAAAAAGCCAGGGGUGGAGGUGGGUGAGAAUUAAGUAUUUCUUUCUCAUGUGAAUGGGAGGAGCCCUUUAUUCCACCUCCUGAAAACCCCCAUUAAAAGCUGCCACUGCCCCAGACAACCACAGAGCGGGUUCUUUAGCAGGGAGCCAGAAUGACUGCUAAUUCCAAAUUUAUUGACUACAUUGAUGAAGCUUUGGAAAAAUCAAAAGAAACUGUACUAUCUCACUUGUUUUUCACCUAUCAGGGGAUUCCUUAUCCAGUCACCAUGUGCACCUCAGAGACUUUCAAAGCCCUGGACGCCUUUGAAGCCAGAAGCGAUGACAUAGUUCUAGCAUCUUAUCCAAAGUGUGGUUCUAACUGGAUUCUCCACAUCAUUAGUGAAUUAAUGUUUGCUGAUUCUAAACAAAAGUAUGAAUACCCAGAAUUCCCAGUUCUUGAAUGUGGGGACCCAGAAAAAUAUCAGAGAAUGAAACAGUUUCCAUCACCAAGGAUUUUGGCAACUCAUCUCCAUUACGACAAAUUACCUGGGUCCAUCUUCAAGAACAAAGCCAAGAUACUGGUGAUAUUUCGAAACCCUAAAGACACAGCAGUAUCUUUUUUCCAUUUCCACAAUGAUGUUCCUGAUAUUCCAAGCUAUGGCUCUUGGGAUGACUUCUUCAGACAGUUCAUGAAAGGACAAGUUUCCUGGGGAAGUUAUUUUGAUUUUGCAAUUAAUUGGAACAAACAUCUUGAUGAUGAAAAUGUUAUGUUCAUAUUAUAUGAAGACCUGAGAGAGAAUCUGGCCACUGGAAUAAAACGAAUUGCUGAGUUCUUAGGAUUCUCUCCAUCUGGGGAGCAGAUUCAAACUAUUUCGGCACAGAGUACCUUCCCUGCCAUGCGAGCAAAAUCCCAGGAAACACACGGUGCCGUGGGCCCGUUCCUGUUCCGCAAAGGUGAAGUUGGUGAUUGGAAAAGCCUGUUCAGUGAAACUCAGAACCAGGAAAUGGAUGAAAAAUUCAAAGAGUGCUUAGCUGACACUGCCCUGGGUACAAAGUUGAAGUAUAACUCAUACUGCCAGCCUUGAUUCUGGUCAACUCAGCUUAUUUUCCUUAAUAAUAACUGAAUUUAAAUAUCAAUAAGUACAUAAUAAUCUAAUCAAUAAUGAUAAUUAAAAACAUUCAGACAUAAACAAUCUGUUUAAUAAUGAAAACAAAUGAAAAUUUUGAGCACAAACUUAAGUUUGUUCACUUUUUACAGAAAGAUACUUUAGCCAUCCAAAAGGGAUGCUGUAUUUAAUGAUGUAUCCUGGAGUUUUAACUUCUUUCAUGCUCUGGGUUCACACAAGACCAUAAGCCAACACUAUCAGAGAUAUACCUAAAUCUGUUUGAGCACAGAUGAGACAGGCCUUUCUGUCUGAUCACAGGAAGGCCUGUGAUCAUGAUCGUAAUCUGUGAUCCUCUCACAAAAAUCCCUCUCUUCCUCACUAUGGAUCAGAGCCCUUGUGAUCUGAUCCUUUCUGAACUUACUGCUGUGGGAAAUUUAAUUCCAAUUCUUCCCUGAAGUAAAAUGAAUAAAUCCUAUUCUAAUUUGAUUCAAGAAAAACACAUUGCUUGUGUACUCUUCGUAUGUCAUUUCAGAAAGCUCUAUGGAGGCCCACUCUCAAGGGACUUUAUAUUUCUACUUAAUACAAGCUUUACUUUAAAGCUAAAGAUUAGAGGUUGUGUUAUUCUGGCACGACGGCUUUCCUACCAGAGAGCCUCAAGUAAGCAUGUGGAAUCUAUAAGAGAAAGCAGAAAAUGUUCCGGG